GGGUGACACUGGGGUUGGAUGCAUAGGUGGAAGAAGAGGAAGAAAGGUGUUCGAUUGCAGCGAUGAGGGAAGACUACGAGACUGAAGAAAAGAAGCAAGCUGCUGCUGAUGUUCUGUUUCAUUAUUCCAAAUUUGUUAUGGCGUGUAUUGGGAACCAAGUUCGACCCUGUGACUUGAGAUUGCAUUUGAUGAAGGAGGUUUCAGGGUUGCCCACAAAACUAAAGAAGGAAUCAGCUCGUAUGGCCACUUCCCCUGAUGCAGUGGGAGAGUCAUCCAGUUCUGGCACUUCCAGGCUUGACAAAACAGAGAGUUUUAGAGCACUGUAGUUGGAGGAAUGACUUGUUCAUUGCCUUUGCUAUACUGAUACCCAUGUGAGUUUCAUUUUCGAUUUUUAUUUGUUAUACCCAUGUAAGUUUCAUCAUGCCUUUGGGAGGCCAAUGAAAUGUAUUUGCAUACUAGCAGUUGUAUUUUCAUUCAUUACCGUCAAUGAUAAGUGAAUGCCAACCCAUUAUUCAUGUUAAA
Messenger RNA from Coffea eugenioides, 522 nucleotides. RefSeq lists its product as uncharacterized. NCBI's taxonomy places the organism in Eukaryota, Viridiplantae, Streptophyta, Magnoliopsida, Gentianales, Rubiaceae. The transcript has 3 exons. The record is from RefSeq and is a predicted model, not a curated record. The coding region runs from base 63 to 326 and encodes 87 amino acids.